AUGUUGGCGCCCGGAGAAGGGGGGCCCAAUUACUUGUCUCUCGCGCGACGAAAGCAGGCGAUAUUGAACGGGCUCAAGGAGGAGGAUGAAGAGGAAGAGAAGAAGCAGAAGCAGAAAGAAGAAGAGGAAAAGAAGAAAAAGGAGGAAGAGGAAAAGAAGAAAAAGGAGGAGGAGGAAAAGAAGAAAAAAGAGGAAGAGGAGGAGGAAAAGAAGAAAAAAGAGGAAGAGGAGGAAGAGGAGAGGAAGAAACAAGAAGAGGAGAAAAAGCGACAGGAAGAAGAGAAAAAGAGAGAGGAGGAAAGAAGAAAGAAGGAAGAAGCAGAGAAACUAGCAAAACAAAACCCCGGCUUCACCUCAACACAAUCCCAGCCCACCUUUCGCGUCGAGAUACCCGUCCCCAAGCGCGACCCAGCCCGACUCGCCGGGCCCCCGGAACCAGGCACGACGCACACGCCGCGGACGAUUCUCAACUCUCUCCUCCGGCAGACGAUGGAGCGGGACGAGGAGCUCGAGCGCCGGCGCCUCCGAGCCGAGGCCGGCAUCCCCGAGACCGAACCCAUGCCGCCGCCCGGCCACGCCGCGUGGGAGGCGUACAAGCUGCGCGUGGGCUGGGUUUCCGAUAACCCCUGGCCCGAGCCCAAGUGGUCGCGGUUGGAUACCAUCAAGAUGCUUGCCGAGCGCGAGGCCGAGGCCCGGGCGCGGAGCAAGAAGAAGGGAUCAGGAGGAGCCGCUGCUGGUGUGGAUGAGUGGCCUAUUGUCCUGGAUUUGCCUUCUGUCACGACGCUGCGAACUGCCAAGGGUGGAUGGCUUCAGAGUAGGGUUCCUGGCCUCUUUGGUGUCUCUACGCUGGGCCUGAACCGUUGCUGCUUCGUGCUUUUCAUUGUUCUGUAUCUUGUCCUCUCGAUUUUUGUGGCUGAGCUGAGUUGGCAAGCAUUCAGGCACUUUGUGCUUAAAAAAAUAUUGUAG
Messenger RNA from Pestalotiopsis fici W106-1, 966 nucleotides. RefSeq lists its product as uncharacterized. The record is from RefSeq and is a predicted model, not a curated record. The coding region runs from base 1 to 966 and encodes 321 amino acids. Lineage: Eukaryota; Fungi; Ascomycota; Sordariomycetes; Amphisphaeriales; Sporocadaceae. The transcript has a single exon.